This is a messenger RNA of Lepisosteus oculatus (spotted gar), 4663 nucleotides long. It is a transcript of the gene rpgrip1l, whose product is annotated as RPGRIP1 like. Gene Ontology annotation, biological process: retinal rod cell development; non-motile cilium assembly. Lineage: Eukaryota; Metazoa; Chordata; Actinopteri; Semionotiformes; Lepisosteidae. The record is from RefSeq and is a predicted model, not a curated record. Gene Ontology annotation, cellular component: photoreceptor connecting cilium.
UGCACUGCCGUUUUUGUCGUAAACGGAAAGGGAGAUGUUUGUUAGCAACGGUCGUUGUGGUAAAUGAGUUGGUGUGCAUUUCUUUUGACCAGAUUGAGCCAUGUCGGCUAUAGCUGAUGAAACAGCAGGAGACCUGCCUGUGAAAGAUAUAAGCCUGAACCUCACUGGAGUCGGGGGAUUGCAAGAUGUGUCGGUGACGCAGAAUUCCCGAGCACGUCAGGCUGUGUCACGCAUUAGCCGAGAGGAGCUGGAGGAUCGCUUCCUGCGUCUCCACGAUGAGAACAUCCUGCUCAAACAGCAUGCCAACAAGCAAGAGGACAAGAUCCGCAGGAUGGCCACCAAGCUGAUCCGACUGGUGAAGGACAGGAAGCGGGCCGAGCAGCAGGACGGGAGGCCGCGGCCGCUGGGCCGGGACGUGGAGAUGGAAGAGCUGAUCGAGGAGCUGCAGGAGAAGGUGCAGGAGCUGGAGAAGCAGAACGAGGGGCUGAGGCAUCGACUGAUCGCGGCCAAGCAGCAGCUGCAGGUUCAGGGCCGCAGGCAGUCCCCUUACGGACACGUCCAGUCCCGCAUCAACAGUGGCCUGCGCAAGCUUCGGGACGACGCUCAGCCCAGCAGAGGGCUCAGAAGCAUGGAGCCUGAUGUUAGUGCAAGGGCAACCCAGACCAUUGCCCCCCGUUAUGGACACAGCCUGCUGGAUGAUGCCCGAGCUGAGAUCCGCAACCUGGAGAAUGUGAUCGAGUCACAGCAAGGGCAGAUGGAGGAGAUGGACAGGGUGACAGAGAUGCUGAGGGAACAGUUGAAGUGGAAAGAGAAGGAGUAUGAGGAGUCCCUGCUGCAGCUCCGAGAGCAUCAGGCCACUGGCCAGAGGUCAACCAUAAAGGACAAUGUGGAGAUGAUCAAACUGCAGAAGCAGCUUGCCGAGAAAGGCAAUGCUUUUACUGCUUUGGAGGGGAGAUUCUUCCAGCUGCAGGAGAGCCAGAGGACUCUGAAGGCCAGCCAUGAUGCGCUGAUGGUGAAGGUGGAUGAGCUCAAUGCACAGCUGAAGGAUGAGCGUCUGAAAGGCCUGAGUCUUGAGAAGCAACUGCAGGCCAGCUCUCUGGCACAGAGGAGAUCAGAAGAGCUGCAAGACCGGAUCGGUGAUCUGGAGAAAGAGAGAGAUCUGCUCAAGGAAAACUACGAUAAACUUUUCAACAGUGCGUUCAAUGUGACCCACGAACAGCAAUGGAAGACAAAAGAACAGCAGCUGAAACUGCAGAUUGCCCAACUAGAGGUGGCACUGAAAUCAGAUCUUGCUGACAAGAAUGAGAUCCUGGACAGAAUCAAACGUGAAAGAGAACAGAACGAGAGCUUGUCACUAGAGAAUAGAGAGUUGCAGCUUCGUUUUCUGGAGCAAAAGCAGCAGCUGGAUGAAAUUAAAGAUCGCAUGAAGUUUUUCACCAAGGAGAGUGAUAUUGAUGUGGCUGAACUCAGUGAGGCAUUGAUGCUUAUAAAGGUUCGGAAAAGCCAGAAGAGCAGAGAGCUUGAGUUUCUGGAGAAAGUUGAGGAAGAUGUGAACAAGGAUUUGGAGCGUUCCAUGAGGGAACUCCAGGCAACACAUGCAGAGACAGUGCAAGAGCUGGAAAAGACAAGGAACAUGCUCAUCAUGCAGCACAAGAUUAAUAAAGACUACCAGACUGAGGUUGAAGCUGUGACCCGCAAGAUGGAAGAUAUUAAGCAAGAAUAUGAGAUGAAACAUGAGCGCUUAGCCCAGCUGCUCGACAUGAGAGCUGCCCGAAUCCGGAAACUAGAAGCCCAACUAAAAGACAUUGCUUACGGCACCAAGCAGCACGUAUUCAGGCCCGAGAUUACAGAUGAAGACCAGGCAGACGAGUUUGACGAAACGGUUCACCUGGCGAGGGGAGAGAACCUGUUUGAGAUCCAUAUCGGCAAAGUGCGCUUCUCCCCUGAGGCUCUGGAGGCACUGGGGGACCAGGAGCCCACCACGUUCUGUACGUACGCCUUUUAUGACUUCGAGCUGCAGGCCACCCCAGUGGUGAGGGGCUCCCAGCCAGCCUAUGACUUCACUUCCCAAUACGUGGUGCGUGUGGACGACUUCUUCCUGCAGUACCUCCAGACCGGCGCGGUCACACUGGAGGUGCAGCUUGCCAGCGGUAUGGAUUACCAGACUGCUGCGGCCGGCCAGCUGCAGCUGCGCGAGAUCCUGGAGAAGAAUGGCAAAGUCUUUGGCUCUUCUGCUCUGGUGGGUGUCAGAGGAGAUAUAAGUGCAUAUGGCACAGUGGAGUACUGGCUGCGGCUCCGACUUCCUAUGGACCAGGCUAUCCGCUUGUACAAAGAGCGCAUAAAGGCUCUUGGCUACCUGAGCUCCAAUCAGAGAGACGUACAUCAGACACAACAGGCUCUGGCAGCCCCUCCUCUCCUCUCCCCGCCACUGGCUGAAGGCAAUCUGAACGAGCUCCAUAUCACAGUGCGGCGCUGUAAUAACCUGAAGGCUCGGCAGCCCGCUGUGCAGCCCAGCCCAUACGUCAUCUACAAGUUCUUUGACUUCACCGACCACGACACACCCAUCAUUCCCAGCAGUAAUGACCCCCACUUCGAUGACCACAUGAGUUUCUCUGUGCCAAUGAACGCUGACUUGGACCGCUAUCUGAAAGCCAACUCACUCUCCCUCUACGUGUUUGAUGAUGAGGACACCCAGGGACAUCUGUAUUUGGGAAAAGCCAAAGUGCCUCUUAUGUCUCUAGCUCACGAUAAAGGCAUCAUUGGGACGUUUGAGCUGCUGGACCAUGCUGGCCAGACAAGUGGGACCAUUGACGUGACUUUGAAAUGGCGGUUCUCUUACCUCCCACCAAGCGGCUGCUCCAUGACAGUAGAACAGGCCAGGUUUGUGCCCAAGGAGGUUCCAGAGAAGUUAACUGCCGAGGAGGAAAAUACAGGGUCGCCUUCUUUAGCCCUUUCACCCACGUCCGUCAGAGAGGUUCCUCAGCCAAAGCCCAGGCGUCAGGUACCUUUAAAGGACAAAACAUGUAGCAAGAAAGUGUCAUUCGUUGACGUUAGAGCACCUGAAAGUCCAGUUCAGGAAAGCAGUCCACACCCUGACCAUGAAAAUGAAAUAUUAGAAGAAAAAACCCAGGGUUUGACUCCACUACAACCCACAGAGGCCAGGACAGAGCCGGAGGUCGGCGAGGAACAGCCGCUGGCCGCACAGGAAACAGGCGAGGAAGAGGAGGAGGAGGAGUCGCGGCUCUCGGAGGGGCAGCUGGCCACACACAGCUCCCUGUCCUCUGAGGAAGACUCCAGCAUCUCGGAGGAGCUCCCUCAGCAGGAAGAAGGGGAGGAUGCACCGGCUGCUGAUCUCAAUGAAUCAAUACUCUCGGACAGUGAUGACUGCAUUGUUCCAGCCCAGGCAUCUCAAGGCAGAAAGCAGCCAUCCAGUCGCAUCCGUGUUGAGAUCAUCUCUCUCAGCCUGAAUCCGGACUCGUCUGUGGCCAUGGAUGACAGCAUCCGAAAGCUGUUUGUGGAGUACAGGCUGCUAAACCAGUCUGCGGAGGAGACACCACUGUCGCUGCCCAAACCAGGCAGAGGCCAGAGUAUUCACUUCAACUACAGCACCAUGAUCCAUGUGGAUAUCGAAAAUAACAAGCCAAGACGUGAGAUCCUGAGGUCGGUGCUCCGGGGAACUGAGCCAGCACUGGAGAGUAUAAAGUUCACAGUAGUGAGCGACCCCCCUGAGGAAGAGCAGGAUUUGGAGUGCGAAGAUGUGGGUGUGGCUUUCCUGAGGAUCCGGGACAUCCUGGAGCACAGGCGAGACUUCAUCGACUGGAGCCUGGACAUUGUGGACGUGCAGGAAGGCAGCGUGGUGAUCGGGAGUCUGAAGGUGACACUGGAAGCUCUGGAUGCCCUGCAGUCCAUCAUGGAGGAGCCCUGAUGUUCCCACAGCCUGUCCUCUCCCCACACUACGACAUUAUUUUUAUACUUGAUGUAACAUUUGUAAAUCUAUUUGUAUGUUUUUGUAAUUCUGCGCGUCGAAAAAAUCACUGUAAUUCGUAGCUCCGGUGUAAAUACAAUAACAACAACAACCACGAAACAAUGGAAAAUAGUGCCUUUUGUGUCAAGGAUUGGAUCCACUUGCAGUUGUAGAAUUCAGUGUUUAUGUAAUAAUGUUGUGUGAAACUCAGUUAAUUUUUUAAUAAAAUAUUUCUUUUCAAAGUGCCAGCUCAGGAUUUAAGCCCUGGCAUGCACAUUCUAAACUGAAGUUUGGGCGUUAUCCCUAAUCACUCAACUAAAUGAAAAGCCUGCUAAGCCUCAUUAGGAGUUUUACACUAUGACGAUUUUAUUGGAAGUGCUAGAUGAAAAUUGCCUGGAUUAAUGUGUUAAUCUACCUCUUUAAAAUGCUAAUGUCCAUUUUAUGCACAUUAAAUCUCAGUAUGCAUUUUCUUUGAUGCAUGCAAUUUCUAUCAAUUAAAUACAGAGGAGAAAAACAGGCACAGCACAGAUUACUUCUCAUGCUUCAAGCAUGGAUUUUGUUGUUGUUUUUUUUGGUUAAAAUGCACCCUGAAUAGAGAAAAAAAGGCAGUAAUACUUAAUGCAGAAGAAUCCUGUGAAAUGAAAUAUUGGCGAUGCUGUCUAAGCUAAAUUCCUUUGAAAUCUAUAAAGUGCAUGCACA